Molecule: messenger RNA, 9671 nt
Organism: Ostrea edulis (European flat oyster)
Lineage: Eukaryota; Metazoa; Mollusca; Bivalvia; Ostreida; Ostreidae
Product: inverted formin-2-like
Exons: 18
Coding region: 4247-7765 (1172 amino acids)
Biological process (GO): actin cytoskeleton organization
Molecular function (GO): actin binding; small GTPase binding
Source: RefSeq, a predicted model, not a curated record
UACUAUAGAAUUCUAUGUUAAACCCCACCCCCAUUUGAUCCCCCCAAAAUGUACUCUAAACCCCCUUCAAACUGAUAACAAAAACAUUUCUGCACAACUAGAUAAAUUGGCUUAUCAUAUCCUUGAAUAUCUAAUAUUUUCAUGAACAGAUUACAGAGAAUGGCUGCAGACAUUUUAGGCACAAGAAUGUAGAAGAGGAAGUAUGAUAAGAACCAACAUUUAUGAACAAUAAGUCUCCAAACUUAAUAAACAAAUGAAAUAGGAGGGAGAAAGUUUAGGGUGGACUGGGGAUUGAACCUGUGACCCCUGCAUUACUAGUCAGUAGUCAGGUGCUCUAACCACUGAGUAAUUCAGGCCAUUAUCCAGUCCAUAUAACCCUGGCAACCACUAUAUUUCCCCUGCCUUAAAUUGUCUUCAUCCAUGAAGAUAUACAGUUCUUUCGCCCCCGACAGGUCUGUCACCUGCAAGUCCAUGCAGGGGUGAUCAACAGCACCAAACCCAAGAAAAAGAAGAAAAUUCAUUACUGGACCAGAAAUCAAACCUGGGACCCCUGCAUUACUAGUCAUGUACUCCAACCAUUAAUCUAUCCACACCAUCCACAGUUCAUAUAUAGCCAAAAAAACUACAACUAUAUAUAAUACCCUUGAAUAUGUUAAACUUUAAAUGUAAAUUAAAAUAUUUUUUGUCAUCCAAUGUGCAGAUACCAUUAUGAAAAAGUCAAUCAAGUGCUGUUUCCAGUUUUUAUCAAUUCUUUUACAUGAAAAGGGCUACAAAUCUUCAAACCAAAUUGAAGAAGAAAAAAUAACCAUUUCAAAUAAGAGUAACCUCUCUUUGCAAGGAACACCUCAUCAUGACAUUCAUGUAUUAUAUGCUUAUUAUCACUAACACUUCUACAUAUCAAUUGCUGUUAGAUUUUUAUUUUCUAUAUUCAUAGAGGUCAUACCAACUAGAACUUCCAUGAAGUCUCACUCUGAGCCGAGUCUAUCAAAUUCUGUGACUUUAAUGAAUUAACACACAAACAUUUGUCCUAGAAAAAUACUAUUAAAGGUAUUUUAUAAUUUGUAACAGGAAGGGAACAAAUGCGAUGGACCAUACCGGAAUUUGAACCCAACCUCCCUGAAUCUCUUGACAGUAAGGUGCUCUACCAACUAACUGAGCUAUCUGGCUACAGCUAUUGAACCAAUCUGACCACCAAAUUCCUUGCUCCCUCUUUAAAGGGACUGGUUCACGAUUUUUGAAAAAAAUGUUUUUCAUUUUUGAUGUUAAACAUUAAAAAUAUAACUCAUUUAAUGUUGACAGCCAAAAUUUUGACUUUCUGAAUGCAAGAAUAAAAGCAAUAUUUUAGCCUUAAAUCUGUGUUAUGUAAACAAAGACUCGAGUCUUUUAAUGUAUACAAACAAACCAGUGAAACAAUAAUUUUGUACUAUAAAGCAUCUUAAUUCUGCAGAGUCACAAAUUUUAACUUUUAGAUGACACAUUUUACCCAAAGAAUGGUUGAAAUGUGAAAGAUAUGAUAAAACUUUGAUCAAUAUCCAUUUCUUUUGAAAAUUUCGUAAACAAUAACAUACCACAAUCUUUGUUUACAAAACAAAUAAUAAACUCCAUAAAAUGAGCUUCUGUGAUAAUGUACAUAUGUAUAACAUUAAUUUUUAUGUGAAAUCUUUUAAACAUAUUAGACAGUAGCUUUUGAUCAUUAAAAGUGAAAAACAAAAUUUUGGGGGAAAUCGUGAAUCAGUCCCUUUAAAUGUCAAUCACACCUUGAAGACACAACCCAGGAUCUUUAUCCCUAGCUGGCAGACAUUCUCACCUGUCAGUUCCAGGAGGGGAGAAAAUACAAUGGUCCAGACCAGGAUUCAAACCCAGGUCAAAGGGACCCUUGAAUCUCUUAUUCAAGUGCUCACCAACAGAGAUAUCUGGCCACCACAGGUCGAACAAUACUAAAAUUUGAGACGACUAAGCCAACUUGUAAGAUACAAUUAAAAAUACAUAUUUUUAUAAUGCAGUAACUGAAUAUCAAAUCAAAACGACUUAUGAAGCAGGGGAAUCCCAUUUAAGGAUAAAUUAUUGGUUUCUAAAUUUAUUUUUAUUUUAUUGGGUAGAGGAUGGGGGAUAUGUAUAUAACAUCUGUAGCGGUCAGCCGGGUUCGAUCGCCGGUGGCCAAAUAGCUCAGUUGGUUCUAAGCACCUGACUAGAGAUUUAGGGGGCCCGGGUUCGAAUCCUGGUAUGGUCCGGUGCAUUUUCUUCUUUCCAGUUACAUUUGGUGCCAUGACCAGCCCCUGGAACUGACAUGUGAAAAUGCCUGCCAGGGGAUUAAGAACCUCAGUUGCCAGGGUUUGAAGCUAACCAUUGACAACCCCUGGACUUGCUGGUAAAAGUACUGCCAGGGGCAAAAGAAUCUGGGUUGAUGUCUUCAAGUGUGAAGACGUUUAAGGAGGAAGGAAUGUAGCGGUCAGCCAGGUUCGUUCGCCAGUGGCCAGAUAGCUCAGUUGGUAGAGCAUCUGACUAGAGAUUCAGGGGGCCCAGGUUCGAAUCCUGGUCUGGUCCGUUGCAUUUUCUCCUUUCUUGUUACACAUCUACACACGCUAUCCACACGAAAGGAUGAGUUUUACAAAACAUCUUACGAUAAAGUUGCAAGUCUUAAAUUGUAUUACACGCUUAUUAGUUUAAAUGAGGGAAUUAAAACGUUUCUGAAACUUAAUUUUCAACAUUAUUUUUUUCCACUAUUUUACAUUGGAGUGAUUUAUCUUACAAUAAAUGGGAGAAUUUCAGUAUGUAACAGGUUGGGAACACUUCCCCUAUAGCGAGAUAUUCUCGCUAAAACGCGAUUAUCCCUCUUUAGCUAGAAAUAAACAUUACCAUAAACAGGUGUUUUGGCGUCUUUAUUGAAAAUAAUGGCAAAUCCCGUGCAACGCUGAGUAAGUGCGACACGCACUCAACAUGAUGCGAAUUGUUUCUAUGAAAUUGACAACAUAGUCAUGAAAUUGCAUAUCAAAGUUGCUGCGUAAGAGGGAAGCAGUCUGAAAUCCAAUACACAUCAUGAGUGUUUUUGUAAAUGAUUAAAGGGACUGGUUCACGAUUUUUGAUAGAAAUAUUUUUUAUUUUUGAUGUUAAACAUUAGAAAUAUAGCUCAUUUAAUGUUGACAGCCAAAAUUUUGACCUUCUGAAUGCAAGAAUAAAAGUAAUAUUUUAGCCUUAAAUAUGUGUUAUGUAAACAAGGACUCGAGUCUUUUUAUGUAAACAAACAAACAAGUGAAAUUUUGAUUUUGCAAUAUAAUGCAUCUUAAUUUUGCAUAGUAACAAAUUUUAACUUUUAGAUGACACAUUUCACUCCAAAAAUGCUUGAAAUGUGAAAUAUAUAAUAAUACUUAGAUCGAUAUCCAUUUCUUUUGAAAAUUUCGUAAACAAUAGCAUACCGCAAUCUUUGUUUACAAAACAAAUAAUAAACUCUCUAAAAUGAGAUUCUGUGAUGAUGUAUCACCCUAAUUUUUAUGUGAAAUCUUUCAAACACAUUAGACAGUAGAUUUUGAUCAUUAAAAGUGAAAAACAAACUUUUGGGUAAAAUCGUGAGUCAGUCCCUUUAAUAUAUUUGCAGAAGUAUCAGACAUUUUACCAGUUUUUCUUCUUUUCACGUGAAUGACGAAGAGAUGUACUUUACGGGUGUUUUUCUCGGUUGUACGGGAUAUAUUUAUUCUCGCUAGAGAGGGAUAAUUGCGUUUUAGCGAGAAUAUUUCGCUAAUGGGGAAGUGUUCCCAACCUGUGUAAAGUUGGUCGCACUGGUGCUUAAAAGUACGAUGUACAUGACAUGAAAUUGAACAAUUCCGACAAAAUAUUUCUAUUCUACCCCAGCGGUGUUUAUAAUGUGCAUAAGGGACAGUUAUUUUAUCCCUCUGUCUAUGUCCACGCUAUGAUGAUGUCUGCAAUCUAGAUAAAUCAGCAUCCUCAGAAUCCAAGGAACUUUUUUCGAUAGUCGUAAAUUUUAAAUUAAACGUUCUUAGAUUAACAUUUGAUGAUACUUUAUAUUUCAAUUACAAAAAUUCUAUUCAAUUAGCAUCAUACAGGUAUGGUGGACGCAGGCGUGGAACGAAAGUCUGCCGAGGGCCUUUUACGACAACCGUAUGCGAAAGAAAUUACCCGCGACUUUUAAAGAGUGAGUCAUGCCCCGAUCACAGAUUAUGACCAUCUGAUCCUGCGAGAGAUGUGGAGUUAUACGUAAUGAUUUGAAGUGAGAUAUCACAAAAACACUGCCAUGGCGACAACUGUAGAGGAACACAGAGACUCUGUUAUGUCGGAGCUGGAAGUUCAGAUGAAGAAUGCAUCUCCAGAGAAAUGUAUCACUUUAUCCAACAGCUCUCCAUCUGUCAAGAUGUUCUAUGCAUUGAGGCUAAGGCUGGAGAAUACUUCUGAGGCCUGGCUACGUGAGUAUCUAGAACGAGAUGGCCUGGACAUUAUGUUGCACUCAUUGUGUGAGAUGACUGGUAAGGCCUUCACCAGCUUCUCGGACGCCAUACUACAGCUGGACUGUGUGUCCUGUAUCCGAGCCAUCCUCAAUACCAGUGUGGGACUGGACUUCAUGGUCAAGCAUGAGGACUAUACUGCUAAACUUAUCCUGGCUCUGAAUAUGAACAACACACAUCCAAAGAAACAGGUCUAUGAGGUUCUGUCAGCUUUAUGUUCCUAUAACAAUAUGGGCUACAACAAUGUCAUGAAUGCAUUAGCUGCACUAAAGAAAGAAACGGACCAGACUUACAGAUUCAGUGCUAUUGUCAAUGAACUGAAGGCAGCAGAGACAGUUCCUCACAAGACAGCCAUUUUGACCUUCAUUAAUUGCAUCAUCAACUGUACACCAGACCUACAGGAUCGGAACAGGAUCAGGAACGAGUUUGUUGGGCUAAACUUGUUGGAUGUCUUAAAUUUUCUUCGCAAAGAGGAAGUAGACAAUGAUCUCCACCUUCAACUGCAGGUUUUUCAUGAAAAGAAACAUGAAGAUGAGGAAGCCUUGACUGAGCAAAAUGAAGUGGACUUUAACAGUCCUGAGGACCUAAUAGAGCUUAUACAGUGCAAGAUAUUUGGAACUCCAAAAAUGGUGUCCUUUCUGAACAUACUGCAAGACUUACUGGCCAUUGAGAAUAUUUACAGUAAACACAGUGCUAAACUGUGGAAAGAAAUAGACAACUUAGUUCAUCAGUCAGUGCAUGCAUGUGAACAAAGCCAACUCCCAAAAUGUGUGAAAACUCCAGUCAUGGACCUGGCCAGCCUUCCGGAUCACAUUAACAAAGGCCUACAGUGCAUCCAGACAUAUCAAUCCAAGUCACAAUCUCCAAAUGUGGACCCUUUAAUGAGUGGUGCUCAUCUAAUGAGUGGGGUAAAUUUACGACAGAUCUCGCAGAGAAAUCUGGACCCCUGUAAAUACGAGAACGACACUGGCGUGGAACUGACGCAUAAUAGGGAUCCUCGAUAUAACAAAUUCAACAACGUGGUGGACAUGAUCGCCUACAUGGAUCAAACACAGUAUGAUAAUGUGUCAUUUAAUGAUGACAGUGAGAACUCAAACAACACCCCCACCAAUAAGUCAGCUCUACAAAAGAGAUACAGGAUCAAAAGGCCACCCCUACCUCCACCCACCAGAAAAACAAAGAAUGUACCAUGGGUCAAAAUAGCUGAUGAGGUCAUAGAGAAGUUCAGGGAUUGUGUGUGGGCUGUGUCCGCUGAAAGUAAUGGCAUCUCACCAGACUUUGGACAACUGGAGACCAUGUUCCAACAGGGGGAUCCUCAAUAUGAAGAGGUUAAUGAAAUAGUGCUGUUAAACUCCACAACCAGACAGAAUAUUAACUUGUUUCUGAGUCGAAUGGAGAUUGGUCCAGAGAAGCUCAUAGAGAGCCUGGAGAAAGGGAACCCAGAGGUGAUUAGUCUUCCCACUCUACAGUACCUCAUGAAAGUUCUGCCAGAUUUUGAAGAGAUUGUAAUGCUGCAAAAGUAUGAUGGGCGGAGGCUACAGUUGGGAAUGCCGGAGCAGUUUGUGUUGUUACUGGCUGAUAUUCCGGAUUACCAGGUGCUGAUAGAGGGUCACCUGACCAAGGCUGAGUCCAUUACCAGACUGGACAAACUGAAGGACUCGCUUAAUUCUCUAACUGCUGUCUGUAAAGUGGUGCUGGAGAACCAACAGUUCAAAAAGUUCCUACAUUUUCUACUGUGUGCGGGGAAUUUUCUCAACUAUGGAUGUCUACAGGGUGAUGCUGCUGGCAUUAAGCUGUCCAGCUUUGAGCGGCUGAUGGAGGUGAAAUCAGGGGUCCCCAAUCAGUCUCUGUUACACCACCUGGUCAAAGUAGCCAAUGACAACGACGCUAUGCUCAAAUUCAUCCCUGAGAUGGGGCAACUAGACAAAAUCUCUCUGUCAAGUCUGGUCGAAAUAAAGGAUGAAAUAAACAAGUUCAAUAAACAGCUGUGUAAAUUUAUCAAUCAUCUAGUCACUGCCAACAUCAAGCUCAGACAAAGAUUCCACAUUUUCAUUGAGGAGGUGAAGUUAGAGCUUCUGACCAUACAGAGUGCUACAAAUCAGCUGCGAACCAUGACCCUGAGAAUGGCCAACUUUUUCUGUGAAGAUCCUCACCACUUCGACCUGGAGGCCACACUUCAGUGUCUUCAAAGCUUCUGUAAACAGGUCAAGCGGUGCCAAAAUGACAAUGCUUCUUUUUACAAGCAAAGUCAACUGGCAAAGAAGAAGAAUGAGCAAACAAAAUUUCAUAUUAAGAAUAGAUUUAUGGCUUUAGAGUUUGGAAAAGAUGCAGGUGCAAGCUCUUCUAUUCUGGAAGACAAACACAAAGUACUGGAGAAGAUUUUGGAUGACCUUCACCAUGGAAACUUCCACCCUGUAGUAAGGUCAGAGGUCCAGACCCCUGAUACUGAUAUGGAGGCUUUAGAGUUCAGUAACAUCAGCUUCAUUGGUAGCCCGGUCAGUAGGCGACCUAUGUCAGAGGUCAUGGAUGAGGACUUUCUGACCCCCACGCUCAAACAUGUCAACAUCAGAACCAGCUCUGCAGCUGAUAUUCUGUCUGACGAGCCAAAGUUUGAGCAGGAGCUGAUCACAGCAAAGGAGGCCUCCCCAGAACUGAUGACGGACCUCCCACUGAUCGCAAAACGAGUGGAGGAGCUGAAAAUCACAUCAAAGAGGAGAUGUCACAGCCGGAGUCGUAGUGAUCUGACAGAUUCCAUUCUGAUUACCGAGAAGUGGAUGAAAUACGAGGAACUGGUGCACCAAGAGUCCAUGUAUGAUGAAGGAGUUGCUCCGCUGGCUGAGCUAGAGAGCAUGUGCAACAUCACGUGCCUGAACCUGGAGAAUAAUGGAAAGUCGGUGGACCGCGACGAUUUGAAGUAUUACGAGGAGCAGCAGAAGUAUGAUUAUACUGAAAAUGUCUGUUGUCUGCAGGAUGGUCCCGUUGUCAAGAUCCCAACAGAAAAAUUCCCACUGUUACAGAGUGGAACUAUGGGAUGCAAACCAAAAUCCGAGAGGAAAUCUUCCGUCAGUAAUUUUUUUACCAAAAUUUCAAGGGCAGUGCUGAAACCUAAGAAUACACCUGAAUCAGAGCCACAAAAGGGAAAGAAAGAAAAGUUUGGGAUGUUUGGAAGAAGGAAAACGCUAGCAUCUGAUGACAAAGAAAAUAUUCCUUACCAAGAAAAUGUGACAUCUAUGGCUGAGAAAAGGUUUGCUUCUAGAGAGUACAAGAGAUUUAAGAAUGAGAAAUCUCGACUCUUGAAAGCAGUAAAGUAAAUGGCAGUAUUUACUAUGUAGUCCCAAAAGUGUUCAAACAAUUUUACACCUACUUUUGGUUGUUUUUUGUUUUUUUUGUUAUUUUUUUUCUAUUCACAUUUUUGUUAUAUUUUUCUUUACAGUAUUUUAGAUGUAAACUUUCAGGUUGUUUUUGGUACUUUUUUUUUUUUUUGUUUUUUUUUUUUUGCAGACACAUGUAGUUAUUUUGUCAGCUAAUUUUUGUCUCGAGAAAAUUCCAUUUUUGGUAGCCUAGUCAAUCUUUGGUAGAUUUGGAUUUCAUUUGGUUGUGGUAAAUUUAUGUAGACUUAGAUGCCAGAUGGAGGUGCAAUAUACUGGCUUUUUUGCUUGGCUGUGAUAAGGAGUGUGAUAAUAAAUUUUUGUACAUGUAAGUAAUUUAUCUACCUUUAAAACAUUGAUUGUAUGCUUAUUAAUGGAAAAAUAAAUUGCAAGUGUGGGGCAUCUGCAAAUUUGCAUUGUAAAAUAAUUUUGUUUGUGUGCUUUGUAUUUUUCUUCUUGUCAAACCGCAUGUGUGGACAUUAUACAAUUUCUCACUGUAGUUCAAUUACCAAAUACAGAUUAUGUUGAAUUUAUGGAUCCAAAUUCAUGUAUCAUGAGAUAUUGUUUUGAAUAGUGAAUUUGAAUAUUAAUGAGUAUUUUUAUGUGCAUAUCUUCUUCCCUUCCUCCUCUUACCCUUCUCUUCCUCUUCUUCAUUAACAAACCAAGUGCAAAUUUAUGCACACAUAUAUAUAUAUAUAUUUAGUAACAUGUCGGAAAAAGAUCUCAUUCUAGUCAUUUUUUUUUCAACACAAUGUUAUGAAACAUAUUUUGUUAGAUGUCAGUGUACUAUAAAGUAUUUAUUUCCUAAGUGUUGUUGGUAUUCCUGAUAUAAGUUCAUAUAUUGUAUUUCAAGGAAUUCCUGAUAUAAGUUCAUAUAUUGUAUUUCAAAGAAUUCCUGAUAUAAAUUCAUAUAUUGUAUUUCAAAGAAUCUGCACUUUGAUUAUGCAUCAAUUUAAAUAUGACACUUGUACAUGUAUAUCAAUCUGUAGAAUUAUGCAUUGAUGGAUUUAAAAGAUCAGAAUCAAGGUAAAGAUGCGUAAAAUGUAUAACUGCAGAGCACAUAUUUAGUAUUCAGUUUUCAUUUAUUUAUUUUUUUCUUUGUAGAGUUGUAGAUUUAGGCUCAGUUGCCUGAUAGACAAUUAAGUUUAACUGACAGAUAACAUCUACUUCAAGUUACAAACAUGUAAGAGUUAAUGGUAAGUUAAUUGUCAGUUAAAGUUAACUAAACUGAGUCCAGAUCCUCAAUACUAAGAUACUGUAUCUUAUCACUGCCACAGCUAGUCAUGCACAGAACUCUAUAUUGUCAGUGUUGUGUUCACUACUCAUCUCACAGCUUGUCAUGCACAGAACUCUAUAUUGUCAGUGUUGUGUUCACUACUCAUCUCACAGCUUGUCAUGCACAGAACUCUAUAUUGUCAGUGUUGUGUUCACUACUCAUCUCACAGCUUGUCAUGCACAGAACUCUAUAUUGUCAGUGUUGUGUUCACUACUCAUCUCACAGCUUGUCAUGCACAGAACUCUAUAUUGUCAGUGUUGUGUUCACUACUCAUCUCUAUCAAGGUGAAUUGUUUGUUACUUUAUGAGAUUCAAGAAUAUAAAACUACAAAGCAUGGAAGCUUGUUCUGGCUGAUGACGUCAACAAUAUACAAAUUCUCGCGCAAAUAUUCUUGCAAGAAUUCUGACAAAGAUAUUCACUGAAAAAGAAUUCUUAUUUUUGAACUGAUCCUAUUUUUACUCGUAUUUGGCAAGUUAAUUGGGUUAUCCCCCUUUACAGUAAUGUUUCUGUUACGUGUGUGUUGUAAAUGAUGAAAAUCCACUGAGCUUCAAUAAAAGAGCAAUAAGUAAUCAU